Messenger RNA from Polyodon spathula (Mississippi paddlefish), 1274 nucleotides. RefSeq names its product endonuclease, polyU-specific 2 (gene endou2). The coding region runs from base 349 to 1191 and encodes 280 amino acids. The record is from RefSeq and is a predicted model, not a curated record. Lineage: Eukaryota; Metazoa; Chordata; Actinopteri; Acipenseriformes; Polyodontidae. Gene Ontology annotation, molecular function: RNA endonuclease activity. The transcript is spliced from 9 exons.
GUUCAAGAGACUGGACAAUGAGCUGCAUUCUCUGCUUUGGAGGAACACCACUUUGUCUUUCUCCUGUACAUUCGCAAAAGUACACCGUUUCACAGGAAGGUUUCACUGUUCAGUCUUGCUGACAACGCAGCCAGAUAUACAGGCUUGCUGCAGCUGGAAAAGGGUCAUUUAAACUUUGGGGUAAAAAGGCUUUGUCAUAUUCCCAGUUGGAAAGAGAAAAAAGAAAAAAAAAACACCUGUUAGUUAGUGCUACAAAACUGUCAAUGAAAAACUAUUAGAGCCUUGACAUUAAGUGACAGUUGUUUCUUGCAAGCUUGAUACCCUGCAGCACCAGGCAUAAGGCCCAUCAUGACUGAAAAGGAUCUGUAUUUAUCAGUGAUGGCACAGCAGCUGUGGGACAAUGACAUGAGCCGCCUGCAGCCUGGCCUGGACUACAAGAUCUCACUGCAGGGUAAGGCAGGAUUGACGCAGUCCUGCAAUGAUGGAAACAAUGGAGCUGCAUUGCCAUUGUUCACAUUUGUUAAUGAGAACAUUUUUAAAAAGGAAACAUUCUCUGCCUUCAUCUCCCUUCUCGAUAACUAUGAGAGUAAUGCUGGGGAACCUGAGGUCGUGACCCUGGAAGAGGAAGCUGAAAACCACAGGUUCCUGGAAUCGAUCAUAAACACCCCACCAAUGAAGAUUGCUCACAGGUACCUAGUGGAGAAGCAGCUCUCACCGGAGAACACAGGGGAGUUCAAACAACAGCUCUAUCGCAUCUGGUUUGAGCUGUACGCCAGGAGAGGGUCCAGCAGACCGGACUCUUCAGGCUUUGAACACGUGUUUGUUGGGGAGACCAGAGGAGGCCGAACAGUCAUUGGUUUCCAUAACUGGAUCCAGUUAUACCUGCAAGAGAAGCUUGGGCAUAUUGACUACAAGGGGUACAGUGUGAAUGCUAACUCCCCAGAACCUGAUGACAAAAAACACAUCCUGGCCCUUCAGUUCAGCUGGAAGAAUGGGAUCAAACCAAAAGGGAGCAUUUUCAUUGGUGUCAGUCCAGAGUUUGAGUUUGCCCUCUACACACUCUGUUUCCUGACCUCCCCCAAUGAACGCGUGAAAGUGUCAUUCAGCCUGUAUGAGGUGGAGAUUGUCUGCCAUCAUUACAACCAGAAACAUAUAGGCACCACCUACCCCAUUCUCACAAAGUACCUAUAACCCCUCACACUAUCAAUACUAUCCAGAGCCCAUGUCAAAACUACUGUUUUUGUCUUUUUAUUCCCAAAUAAAAACAUAAUAUA